AUGCCAUUUCUUCAUACUUCUUCAACCAUCUCUUUUCUCUUCUCCCUGUUGCUAUUUCUUUCAUUCACCACAACAUAUGCUGCAGGAAAUUUCUAUCAGAACUUUGACAUAACUUGGGGAGAUGGUCGUGCCAACAUACUCGACAACGGUCAACUUCUCACACUUUCUCUCGACAAAGCCUCUGGUUCUGGAUUUCAAUCCAAGAACGAGUAUCUCUUUGGAAACAUUGAUAUGCAGCUCAAGCUUGUACCUGGAAAUUCUGCAGGCACCGUCACUGCUUACUAUUUAUCAUCAAAAGGAUCAAACUGGGAUGAGGUUGAUUUUGAAUUCUUGGGAAAUGUAAGUGGACAACCAUACAUUCUUCAUACCAAUGUGUUCAGUCAAGGCAAAGGUAAUAGAGAGCAACAAUUCUAUCUAUGGUUUGAUCCAACUGCUGAUUUCCACACUUACUCCAUUCUCUGGAAUCCUCAACGCAUUAUCUUCUCAGUGGAUGGAACACCUAUAAGAGAAUUCAAAAACAUGGAAUCAAAAGGAGUUGCAUUUCCAAACAACCAACCAAUGAGAUUAUAUUCAAGUUUAUGGAAUGCUGAUGAUUGGGCAACAAGAGGUGGUCUUGUCAAGACAGAUUGGAAUCAAGCUCCAUUCAUAGCGUCAUACAGAAAUUUCAAUGCUGAUGCUUCAUCGUCCAAUGCUUGGUAUUCCCAACAGUUGGAUUCAACAAGUCAACAGAGAUUGAGUUGGGUGCAAAACAAUUACAUGAUUUACAAUUAUUGCAAUGACACCAAAAGAUUUCCUCAAGGACUUCCAAUAGAAUGCACAACAUCCUAA
This is a messenger RNA of Vicia faba (fava bean), 828 nucleotides long. The record is from the annotation of a GenBank genome assembly. NCBI's taxonomy places the organism in Eukaryota, Viridiplantae, Streptophyta, Magnoliopsida, Fabales, Fabaceae.